AUGAGCCGGGCCUCUCUUGGAGCAGUUCAGCGUCUGAAGAAGGACUAUCAGAAGAUUCUGAAGGAUCCGGUACCAUUCGCUUUGGCCGCGCCACUCCAGUCUAACAUCCUCGAAUGGCACUACGUCAUUUUUGGUGCUCCUGAGACUCCGUAUGAAGGUAUGUCGUGUAAUAUAUCGGUCAAUGAUAUUACAACGCUAUGUUAAUUUUCUUGGCUUCUAUAACACCAGGUUUUUGAUCUUAUCUUUUCUUCUAUAAUAUCAGGUUUUUUGAUUUUUUUUGCAAAAUUAACGUGAAUUCUGUUUUAUUUUACACUAUACAAAGUAAAACUUCAAUUUUUCUAUUGUUAUCUUAACAUUGCUGCAAAAAACGUGGCUUUUUAGGUGGAUACUACCAUGGAAAGUUGGUAUUCCCAGCCGAUUUCCCAUUCCGGCCUCCAUCUAUUUACAUGAUCACCCCGUCCGGUCGAUUCCAAACGAAUCAAAGGCUUUGCCUGUCGAUUUCCGACUUUCAUCCGGACACGUGGAACCCAUCGUGGACAGUAUCGACUAUUUUGACCGGACUUAUAUCGUUCAUGAACGAAAAUGCUCCGACUUUGGGGUCGCUCAACUCUUCUGCUCAGGUAAGAUUGAUGGUCUUUUAAUGGUUUAGGCUUGGCAAAACCAAGUUGGCAUAUUAUAAAAAUAACUAGGGGUUUGCUUGACAUUUGUUGGUCAUUCUUAGAGUUUUUCACAAAGUUUUGUAUUAUGUUAACUUAGUCUUUGUUGUUCAUGAUGUAAUUUUUACAAACGAGCAAUUAAACGUAUGUUUUUUUUCAGGAUCGCCGCGCUUUGGCCAAACGCUCACGUGACUUCAACCUCUCGGAUCCAGUGUUUUGUUCCGUGUUCGAGGACUUGGCCAAAACAUUGAUGGCGGAACGAGAAGCUGAACAAACUGCCAAGUCAGCCUCGUCGCCCAACAAAUCUGCUGAAGAUGAUGAGAAACUCUCGUAAGUUAAGGGUUUGUUUAAAGAAGGGUACAAACAACAACGUUCAAUAUGUUUAUAAAAAUGGUUAUAACCAUGGUUAUGAAAGGAAAAUUUUUUUAAAACUUUUUUUUGUUGUUUGUGCACUUCAAGUGUAAUAUAGGUUUUAAAGUUUGCUUAUUUGCAUAUAGGAUUAUUAUUUACACAAGUUUAAUUUUUUUGUUUUAUAUCUGUAGUCUUGUAUACAUCUUUUUUCUUUAAUUUUAUUUUUUAUAUCGGCUAUUUUUAUUGGUUUUGUUAAAUAUGUUAUACCUUUACCGCUGUUUUUGUAAUUUUUAAGGCUUUUGUUUAAAAAUGUCAUAUUUUCAUUGAUAAUCAACAAAAAUGGAAUUUAAAAAUGAAAACUUCAACUUUUGUCUAAUCUCGAUUUUCAGCUAUAGGUCGCUUUGAGUUUCUGCUCAAAUUGUGACAUUUUUUGAUAGUAUUGCCACGUUGUCUGGUCAUGCCUUUAUCACAAAUCUGUGCGAAAAUUACUUAGCGUGCACAGAAAGUUCAAGCGUUGAUAUGUUGUCUUUCCGAUGACUAGUCUUGAUGUUGUUGUAGCCUUUAACAACACAAAACCUAGGAGUGUCUGGAGUGUCUUUUCUCGAUGUGUCUGUCUCGAAAAAAUGAGUUUUUUGUUCAGCCCUAACCCGCCCUUGUGGCCUAAUUUCAGGUCGCAACAGGAAGGUCGCGAGACUUCGUCGAUGGCUGCGAAUCUAAUAAUGGUGACGUCGGUGCUGAUGCUGGCGUUGGUGGUGCGGUACGUGAUUGUGACGGCGGCUUCAGCGAGUGGUACCUAA
Messenger RNA from Bursaphelenchus okinawaensis, 1804 nucleotides. NCBI's taxonomy places the organism in Eukaryota, Metazoa, Nematoda, Chromadorea, Rhabditida, Aphelenchoididae. The record is from the annotation of a GenBank genome assembly.